This is a messenger RNA of Cannabis sativa, 2469 nucleotides long. Its product is annotated as inactive glucose-1-phosphate adenylyltransferase small subunit 2, chloroplastic. The record is from RefSeq and is a predicted model, not a curated record. Lineage: Eukaryota; Viridiplantae; Streptophyta; Magnoliopsida; Rosales; Cannabaceae. The transcript is spliced from 7 exons. Gene Ontology annotation, biological process: glycogen biosynthetic process. The coding region runs from base 703 to 2319 and encodes 538 amino acids. Gene Ontology annotation, molecular function: glucose-1-phosphate adenylyltransferase activity.
UUGGUCACUUUUGCUCUCUUAAAGUUGUAAAGCCAACUUUACAGAGUGAGCUUUAAUUUUCUUCAAAUCAAGUGAUCAAUUUUGGUAAUUUUGGAAUUGGCGCUGAUUUGUUCCCCAUGAUAUAUGAUCAAUUUUGGUGUUUGUGUUUAGUUUAGUGGUUAAUGAAUAUAGGAGUUGUAGGAACAGAACAUGUGAUGUGAAUUGAUGAAGUUUAAUUUUAUAAAACAAAUGGGUGUGGGUGUGGGUGUGGGUGUGAGUGUGUGUGUGUGUGAAGAUUUAAGGUUUUUGAGAGUAAAGAAUUUGGGUAACUUGUGAACGACUCCAUUCCAAAAUGGUCGACAAAGCCUGAUUUUGUAGUCCCAUUCUAAUAAUAAUGAUCACCCUCGGACAAGUUUGAGUGUUGUUAACUAUGUACUCUCACUUUUUUUAAGAAAGAAUAACAAAAAAGCAGGGAAGGGACUAAUAAGAAGCUUAGAAUCAUAUACAACAACGUGGUACAUACAUACCCUACCAAAGACACCAACUUUAUCAAAACACAUAGUUAAUGUUAAUACAUAACAUAUGCAUGCAAAUAUGCAAUGCAGUACCAAUACAAUAUUUCUAAGCUUUGCAGUGGCCAUCGCCAUGAAGAAAACAGAUUAUUCUGUCUCUCUCUUUUUUAUACUAAAUAUAUACCAAAUUUAAGUGUAUAUAUAUAUAUAUAUGUACAAUAGAGAAGUCAUAAUUGUAGAGGAGCAUCGGAAAAGACUUGUAUUUAAAAGAAAGUGCAUUGAGGACAUGGUGUUACCGCAGCUCUGUGUUCUCAAUCCCAGGUCUUCGUCUCCUUCUCUAACAUUCAAACGAAAUGGUAGUCGCAGAAGAAGUCCGCUAAAGCUUCCAUCAAGCGUGUUGGUAUCCAAUUCAUCAUAUCCCAUUUGGCCACUUCUUUCAGCUUCUUCUGAUCAGAGUCAGAGUCAAACUCAGAGCGUUGCAGCCAUCAUAUUUGGGGAUGGAUCAGAAUCACAAUCACAAUCACGUCUGUAUCCAUUGACGAUGAGAAGAUCAGAGGGCGCCCUGCCAAUGGCAGCAAAUUAUAGGCUCAUCGACGCAGUAGUGAGCAACUGUAUAAACAGCAACAUAAAGAAGAUAUUUGCUCUGACACAAUUCAACUCUACUUCUCUGAACUCACACCUUUCGAAGGCUUAUUCGGGAGUAGUAGGAUGCGAAGGGAUUGUCCAAGUAAUUGCAGCACAUCAGAGCUCUCACCACCAUCAUCACAAUGGAUCAUGGUUUGAAGGAAGUGCUGAUGCUGUUAGAAAAUGCCUUUGGAUACUAGAAGAGUAUUAUCAUCCACUCACCGAGUUUCUGGUGCUUCCAGGCCACCAUCUCUACCGAAUGGACUACCAACACCUCCUCCACUUCCACCGCAACUCUAAGGCUGACAUUACUAUUGCAGCAUCAACUAAUUCCAUUUCCACUCCUCACCACCACCACCCACCACCAUUUGGCAUUCUCCAAUUGGAUUUUCAACACCAAGUUCAAUCUAUUCGAUUCAACUCAUCGCCCAUUAUUCUCCCUUUUGCUUCUUCAUCUUCACCAUCAUCAGUGAAUAGAAAAUUGAAUGGUAAUUUUAGUAGUUGUGGUGAAUUGCGAAGCAUGGGAAUCUAUGUGAUGAAGAAAGAGGCAAUGAAAAAGCUUCUAGAAGAGCAGUUUCCAGAGGCAAAGGACUUGGCAAGGGAAGUCAUUGCAGGAGCAGUAGCAGCAAAUGGGAUCAAGGUUCAAGGGUAUCCGUUUGAUGGACGGUGGGAGGAGAUGAGGAGCAUUGGAGAAUUCUACAAGGCAAACAUAGAGAGCAUAGAGGAGGAGAAGAUGGGAUACAAUUUCUGUGACAGAGGAGUUCCAGUGUAUACAAUGCCUCAUUGCCUGCCCCCAACUCUUAUAAGUGAAGCUGUUAUUACAAACAGCCUUGUUGGGGAUGGCUGCAUCAUUGGUAGAUGCAGUAGUAUCAAAGGUUCGGUGAUUGGGAUGAUGACCAGAAUUGGAGAUGGUGUUGUCAUUGAGGAUUCUGUCAUUAUUGGCUCUGAUGUGUAUCCGGACCAACAAGAAGAAGAAGAAGAAGAAGAAGAAGAAGAAGCAACUAUUCCAAUAGGCAUAGGCAAUCAAUGUCAAAUAAGGAAAGCAAUUGUAGAUAAGAAUGCAAGGAUAGGCAACAAUGUUAUGAUCAUAAAUAAAGACAAGGUGGAAGAAGGAGAGGGGGAAGAAGGGAAGGGAUAUGUGAUCAGAGAGGGGAUAGUCAUUGUUCCUCGAAAUGCAAUCAUUCCACAUCACACCAUUCUCUGACACAUCAAAAUAAUAACACUUUUCCUUUUCAAUUAUACCUUCUUCAUUCAUUCAUUCUCCUUUUUGUAAAAUUAUUCAUUUUCAAUUCUGCCUUUCAAAUAAAAAAAUAAAAAAUCUUUAUAUACAUAUUUGGGAAAAUUUGUGACAGCA